AUGAAUGGGCCGGUGGAUGGCAAGUACGACCUCUCUAACCAUGACGGGUCCUUCAUGUUCACCUCUGAGUCUGUGGGAGAGGGACACCCUGACAAGAUAUGUGACCAGAUCAGUGAUGCUGUGCUGGAUGCCCACCUGAAGCAAGACCCUGAUGCUAAGGUGGCUUGUGAGACGGUGUGUAAGACAGGCAUGGUGCUGCUCUGUGGCGAGAUCACAUCACGGGCCCAUGUGGACUACCAGAAGGUGGUGAGGGACACCAUUCGACAUAUUGGCUAUGACACCUCAGACAAAGGGUUUGAUUAUAAGACUUGUAAUGUGCUGGUGGCCCUGGAGGAGCAGUCUCCUGACAUUGCACAGGGAGUUCAUAUUGACCGAAUGGAAAGUGACAUUGGAGCUGGAGACCAGGGUCUGAUGUUUGGAUAUGCCACAGAUGAGACAGAGGAGUGCAUGCCCCUCACCAUUGUCCUCGCCCACAAACUCAAUGCUAAGAUGGCUGAGCUGAGACGGAACGGGACAGUCCCCUGGCUGCGCCCUGACUCCAAGACACAGGUAACAGUUCAUUACACCCAGGAGAACGGAGCCGUGAUUCCCAAGCGGGUGCACACCGUGGUCAUCUCGGUGCAGCACGAUGACUUUGUGAGCCUGGAGGAGCAGAAGCAGAUCUUGAGGGAGAAGGUCAUCAAGGCUGUGGUUCCAUCCAAGUACCUGGAUGAGAACACCAUCUACCACCUGCAGCCCAGCGGGCGCUUUGUGAUUGGUGGACCCCAGGGCGAUGCUGGUGUGACUGGCAGGAAGAUCAUUGUUGACACAUAUGGUGGGUGGGGUGCUCACGGUGGCGGGGCCUUCUCUGGGAAGGACUACACCAAGGUGGACCGCUCAGCUGCCUACGCCGCCCGCUGGGUGGCCAAGUCGCUGGUCAAAGCCAAACUGUGCAGGAGGGUGCUGGUGCAGGUGGCGUAUGCCAUUGGAGUGGCCCAUCCGCUCUCCAUCUCCCUCUUCACUUACGGCUCAUCUCAGAAGAAUGAGAAGGAGCUGCUACAGAUUGUCAACAAGAACUUUGAUCUCAGACCUGGGGUCAUUGUCAGAGACUUGGACCUGAAGAGGCCAAUCUACCAGAAGACAGCCUGCUACGGUCACUUCGGCAGGAAGGAGUUCCCCUGGGAGGUUCCCAAGAACCUCAACUUUUAGUGUAUGUGUGUGUAUCCGUUAUGUGUGUGUGUGUGUGUGGCAGCAUGUGUAUUUGUGAAUGUGAUGAGAAUCUGACUGGCUAUAGCUACACGUGUGGCUAUUUUGGUGUAUGUGUAUGUUAGUGUGUGGGUGCGUGUGUGCGUGCAUGUGUGUGAGCGUCUGAUAGCUGUCCUAAGAUGAGGGCAGCUGUCACGGGACGUAGGCAGGGUGAGAUGGGCACAGGGGUGAGGUGCGUGACUUAAUAAUCCCCUCAGAGCUACGAGUGAGCUGUUUAAUAUUUUAUCACAUGGAAACAGUUUGUAAACCUGUGUGUGGUUUAACACACUCACACACACACACACAUUUUACUCUUCAGUGCAGCUUUUCCAAGUGGUUUGAAAAGUGUCUGUCAUUACAAUACACUGUCUUACCUAUAUUUUUAUCUCAAUCUGAAAAACUGACAUGAAAAAGCUCUAGUUCUCAUGUUUAUCUCAAAGAGUUGCAUUUGUACUGAAACAUCUUUAAUUUGCUGACGCUUGUAGACACUGUGGUUGGUUUGACACAGAAUGGCUGCACGAGGGAGAUGUGUAAUGUUCAUAGGAGGAUGUAUCUGCCCCGACCCAGUUUCAACUGUGUUCUAGCUCUGCGACUUCAUGAACCUUUGUGUCAUCCCUCUUUUUUUCUAGAAGCUGACCAUCAGACUCUCUGUCAGUAGAGCUGGAGAAUGAUGUAAAUAUGAUUUUUGACAAAUAAAACAUUUCAACAAGAAG
Myripristis murdjan (pinecone soldierfish) is the source of this 1937-nucleotide messenger RNA. Its product is annotated as S-adenosylmethionine synthase. Gene Ontology annotation, molecular function: methionine adenosyltransferase activity; ATP binding. The record is from RefSeq and is a predicted model, not a curated record. Gene Ontology annotation, biological process: S-adenosylmethionine biosynthetic process. Lineage: Eukaryota; Metazoa; Chordata; Actinopteri; Holocentriformes; Holocentridae. The transcript is spliced from 9 exons. Bases 1 to 1188 code for a protein of 395 amino acids.